Messenger RNA from Emiliania huxleyi CCMP1516, 318 nucleotides. RefSeq lists its product as hypothetical. Lineage: Eukaryota; Haptophyta; Isochrysidales; Noelaerhabdaceae. The transcript has a single exon. The record is from RefSeq and is a predicted model, not a curated record. Bases 1 to 318 code for a protein of 105 amino acids.
AUGCCGUCGCCGGACGCGGCGGCGAGGCACACGGGCGCCGGCGUGGCGCGUCGGCAGGCCCACCACGAGCGGAUGCGCGACGAGCGCGCUCGGGGAGCGGCCGCGGGCGACGCAGAGCUUCCGCCGGAGGACGACGCGGUCGAGAUGGCGAGCGCCGCCCACGUGCUGGACAGCGUGGCGGAGGUGGGCCCGAACUACACCCUGCUGCGCAGCAAGGAGACGAAGGCGAAGCGGUGGAAGGUAGCGACAGCGCGACCGAGGAUACAGCCUAAAUACCGAGUCGGUGUGCCGGUGCAGGGAGCGCAGGUCGGACCUUAA